This is a messenger RNA of Diachasma alloeum, 1755 nucleotides long. RefSeq names its product glutamate receptor U1 (gene Ir75u.2). The coding region runs from base 1 to 1731 and encodes 576 amino acids. Gene Ontology annotation, molecular function: glutamate-gated receptor activity. The record is from RefSeq and is a predicted model, not a curated record. Lineage: Eukaryota; Metazoa; Arthropoda; Insecta; Hymenoptera; Braconidae. The transcript has 8 exons. Gene Ontology annotation, cellular component: membrane.
AUGUCAUUAAUUGAUCCAUUCUACCGAUACCAGAUAAAUGAAAAUAAGAUGUUCAGUGCUCCUGGAAAAUGGCUGAUCCUCCAAGAGUCCCGAUCAUCGUUUCCGCAGGCAGAUCAUUCUGCAACUCCGACCAAUGAAACCCAGCUAAGAGGCGUAUUCGAAAAUCUCAACAUCUUUCCUGACAGCGAAGUUACUAUAGCUCAGAGAAUCGAAGACACCGUCGUAAAACUUGUGUCCAUAUAUCGUCCGAAUACUGUUGCGAACCUGAUAUUUGAAGACCGAGGCGUAUGGAGCAAGGGGAAUCAUAUUCAGCUUCACAAUAAUGAGGAAACGUCACGGAGAAGAACGAAUAUCAUGCAGACACAGUUGAGGGCAGCCGCCGUGAUAACAAACCCAAAUACAAUGAAUCAUUGGGAAGAUUUCCAGGAGAGAAGAGUGGAUGGGGUGUCUAAAGUUGACUAUGCUUUCACUAAAGUGCUGGUAGCUCGCAUGAAUGCAACAGUACACUUCACGUUUACACCUACUUGGGGGUAUAAGUCAUCAAAUGGUAGCUGGGAUGGAAUGAUCGGAUCACUCCUUCGCAACGAAAUCGAUCUAGGCGGUACUGGCAUAUUCAUCACUGAACCUCGACUCGAAGUCGUCAGUUACAUCAAUCUUUAUACACCGACUAGAGUAAGAUUCAUAUUUCGGAGACCUCCGUUGUCAUUCGUCAGCAAUCUCUUCGUUUUACCUUUCGCCAGAAAUGUCUGGUUUGCGAUUGUAAUCUUCUGCUGUCUCGGUUACAUGGUUCUAUACUUCAGUUUGUCCCAAGAAUGGAAGAUGAUUGAGAAAAUACCUUAUGAGGAAAGAUUGUGGGGAGAUUUGGAAAUCAAACCUGCGUUUGGUGACAAUUUUUUGAUUGUGAUUGGUGCUAUCACGCAACAAGGUUCCGCAUAUGAACCGAGAACUGGCCCAGCCCGUGCUGUAGUCUUUAUGCUGCUGGUCACAUGUCUGAGCUUAUAUGCAGCUUAUACUGCUAAUAUUGUAGCCCUCCUGCAGUCCUCUUCGGAUUCGAUAAAGAAUAUCAAAGAUCUGAUGGAGAGUCCACUGCAAUUGGCACUGCAGGAUAUCGUUUACAAUCACUAUUACAUGGGUAAAUUCGAUGAUCCACUGAGGACAGAAUUCUACGAACGCCGUAUCAAGAAUCUUAAAAAUCCGUACAUGUCUACUGAAGACGGAGUUGAGAAAGUGAGAACCGAAUUGUUUGCUUUCCAUACUGAUUUAGUCAUGGGGUAUGAUGUCGUGAAGAGUACUUACGAAGAGGAUGAGAAGUGUGGUUUCGAGGAAAUUGAUUAUCUUUAUGUGUCGGAUCCAACUUUCAUAAUCCAGCGACAAUCGCCUUAUGCAGAAAUCUUCAGAGUUGGUGGCCUAUGGCUGGGGGAAACGGGUCUAGCUCAACGUUUCAUUGACAAAAUAUACCACAAGAAGCCAGAAUGCAACAAUCAGAAGAAAUUCAUUAGUGUUGGUACUGUCGAUUGCUACGCCGCUUAUCUCGUUAUAGUUUACGGAUUGGUAGUGACGUUUACGAUACUCUUGUGCGAAGUGUUAUGGUUCAAGAAUUUUGAUAAGAGAUCUUCUGAAAUCGACGACGAACCAGAGAAUCAUGACGUCGCAUCGAUUACAAGCGCCGCUGCAUCUGAUCAAACUUUCGGAGAGGAACUGAACUCUACGAUACUUGAAGAGAUAAUGUAGAAGAUUAUAGUGGAAUAGUAAUAG